GUCUACGGCUAGCCAGCUAUUUUGUACCAUGCAUCGGUGGCAACGAAUAGUCGACGACAUAAACUACUUUCUCCGCGUCCAAGUAAGCCAUGGCAGAAGAUAUGGUGCCAAUAAAACAACCGACGAUUAAGUAUACACAGAUAUUUUACAACAAUGAAUUUCAUGAUUCCAUAAGUGGGAAAACUUUUUCUACCAUCAAUCCUUCAACGGAGGAAAAGAUAACUGAUGUACAGGAGGGUGACAAGGCUGAUGUUGAUGCUGCUGUCAGGGAUGCUCGGCUUGCCUUUAAGCGCGGAUCACCAUGGCGCACAAUGGACGCAUCUCAACGAGGAAACAUCAUCAUGAAAUAUGCCGAUCUUUUGGAAAGGGAUAUUCAGUACUUGGCUAGCCUUGAGACCCUGGACAGUGGCAAGCCUUUCAAGGACUGUGUUGAAGACGUCAGGGGAUCCGCAGGCUUGUUCCGGUACUAUGCAGGCUGGUGUGAUAAGAUUUGUGGCAAGACCAUUCCUGUCGAUGGGGACUUCUUCUCCUAUACACGCCAUGAGCCCAUUGGAGUGUGCGCUCAAAUAAUUCCUUGGAACUACCCGAUCAUGAUGCUCGCAUGGAAACUCGGCCCGGCACUAGCCUGUGGCAAUACAAUCAUCUUGAAACCUGCCGAACAGACGCCAUUGACUGCUCUCUACUGUGCUUCCCUUUGUAAGGAGGCAGGGUUUCCUGCUGGAGUGGUGAAUGUCGUUCCCGGUUACGGACCGACAGCAGGUGCUGCACUGGCUGAACACAUGGACGUCGACAAAAUUGCAUUCACUGGCUCUAUCGAGGUAGGAAAGCUAAUUCAGCAGGCUUCUGGGAGGUCAAACUUGAAGCGAGUCACCUUAGAAUUGGGAGGCAAAAGCCCCAACAUCAUCUUUGCUGAUGCUGACAUGAGCAACGCCGUCGAGUGGGCGCACUCGGGCAUCUUUGUCAACAUGGGGCAGAACUGCUGCGCGGGAAGUCGCGUCUUUGUGCAGGAGGGCGCGUACGAUGAGUUUGUGCGGCGCAGCAAGGAGAAGGCUGAGGCAAGAGUCGUCGGCGAUCCGUGGAAUCCAGCGAGCGACAAUGGGCCGCAGAUCAGUCGAGAGCAGUUUGAUCGUGUCAUGGGUUUCAUUGACAGUGGAAAGAAAGAGGGAGCCACAUUAGUUUGUGGAGGCAAACGUGUAGGAAACAAAGGGUACUUCAUCAGUUCAACAAUUUUUGGAGAUGUAAAGGACGAUAUGAAAAUAGCACGUGAAGAGAUCUUCGGACCUGUGAUGCAAGUGUUGAAGUUCAAGGAUGCGGAGGAGGUUCUGGAACGAGCGAACCGCACCGCUUACGGACUUGCCGGCGCUGUCUUUACGAAGGACGUUAACAAGGCUUUCAUGAUCGCCAACGGUCUCGAGGCUGGAUCCGUGUGGGUGAAUUGCUACGAUGUGGUCACUUCCCAAGUUCCGUUCGGAGGCUUCAAAAUGUCUGGCCACGGCAGAGAACUGGGCGAGUAUGGCUUGCAGGAAUACACAGAGGUGAAAGCUGUGACUAUCAAGCUUGAUGCUAAGAACUCGUAAUUGAGUUAUUCUGCAUGAUGGCUGCUGAUGCUGCUGCUGCAUACACCUCGAUCGAAAAUUGAUGAUAAUUAAAAUCUACUGAAAACAUUGUUGGUAUUGUUACCAUGAAGUUGCUCAAUCUGAUUGUGAAUGAUAUAUUUACGAAAUGACUGCAAAAUCUGUGAUUGCUAACCUAAGCAAUAAUGUAAACUUUGUUCAAACAUAUUAAGACCUUGGGCGUGAUUAGGAAAUAUUGCGUUUGUUUUCCCCAUAGCAGUUUCAGCUUGAAUUUUAAAAUUGUCUACUAAAAUUCGUACACACUGAGACAUUAAUUGAGAGGCGUGCAGAUACAUAAACAUGUUAAAAUCGUGUGGAUUCUAUGGAGAUUCUAUGGAAUAAUAUCAUUUAAGGAUCAGACCAUGGUAUGCACUUAUACAGAUGGUCAACAGACAUGGACUUGCACAAGGCACAUGGAUAAGAGUAGUUCAUGUUAACAAUGAUAACGCCUAGAAUAGAUGAAGAUGGUCUAGAAAUAGUUAACAGAUUAGUGAUGAUCAUGGACAGUCUAUAGUAAGAAUUUUUUUUAAUAUUCCGGAGCUUGGCUGCAGCUCGACCUCAAUGUGCGCGUGUGAGUUUAUUUACUACAACUGCGGUACAAGCAUUUAGGGAAAGUAGAGUUAGAAGUUUCAUUACAGAUUUUCUGUAAUUUUCAAGACUGUAAUUUUUGUCCAAGCCUUGUAAAAAUGUGGCAUUCUCACUUCAUAGUGGGAAUGCCACGAGUCACAGGGUUUAAAUUAAUACGUGCUGGUAACGAUAACGGCUGACAUAGAGGAUACUCUCGAUAGAGUUAAUAGAUUAUCUAGGCACAGUGUCUUGUACAACGAAAAAUAAUUGACAAUAAGCAAUGGAACCUGGGUAUAAGCACCGGGAAUACGGACUCUAUUGGACCCCAUCAGUAGCACCUGGAAUCGAUGUAGAUACUUUAAAUAUUGUUACUCCAGUAUUAUCCAGUAAAAUCCAGAAGAAAAACAAGAAGAUCCAACGUGGUGGUGUAGGCAUAAUGCGGUGUGACUGUCGAGUUUUUUUGUCGUGUCUACUGGGUGUGUGUGGGGGGGGGAUACUAGGCGUGAUACUAGUUUGUGAGAUGAUUUGCUCGUCCCACGUCUGUUCUGGAGUUUUCUCGUCACGGUGCGUGUUCUACGUUACAUUCUCCGAGCUGCUUAAUAACCUACAGCUUUCUUAGGAAAUCCUGUGAAAUCUGUAUUCUGAAUUGUGAUUGUGGUAUGUUUGUACGACACUGACUGACACAGUGUUACCAGAUAUUGUUAACAUCUUAUGGCUAGUCUCUUGACUCUAUACGUAUAUAGUUAUCUAAUAUAAGUGAAAUUUGAUACACUGAA
Molecule: messenger RNA, 2956 nt
Organism: Priapulus caudatus
Lineage: Eukaryota; Metazoa; Priapulida; Priapulimorpha; Priapulimorphida; Priapulidae
Product: retinal dehydrogenase 1-like
Exons: 14
Coding region: 90-1577 (495 amino acids)
Molecular function (GO): aldehyde dehydrogenase (NAD+) activity
Source: RefSeq, a predicted model, not a curated record